UUUGCAGCAUACGGCUCACUUCUCUUUAAUGCAUCUUUUCCACCUUGAUUAAUUACAUCAAUCUCAAUCCUCUUCCCAAUGCUGUUCAGUUCCCAUGUCCAGACCGCCAUGUCCAAGUUAAUAGGAAAGCUUUUCCGGAGCUCCGACGAUGAUUUUACUGAGUAUCCGACCGAUUGCUACGCAUGCACACAGGUGGGCGUCCCCGUUUUCCACUCAACCACAUGCGACCCAGUUCACAAGCCCGAGUGGGAGGCCUCCGCCGGUUCUUCCCUUGUCCCCAUCACGAGCCGCUCCAGCAGAAACAGCUCCGCCGCGAAGAACCGGCGGCUGAUUGUCGACCCCCGCAGCACAAAUGUGCAGCGGUGGAACCGGUUAAUUGUGUUGGCCCGAGGCGUGGCGCUGGCCACUGACCCUCUCUACUUUUUCUCUAUAUCCGUCAGCGGAGGCGGAGGUGGAGGUGGGAGGCCGUUCAUUUACAUGGACGGUGGCAUGGCGACAUUGGCUACAGUGGUCCGGACGUGCGUGGACCUGGUGCACAUGUGCCACCUCCUGGUCAGGUUCCGGUUGGCGUACGUGUCGAGGGAGUCGCUGGUUGUCGGCUGCGGGAAACUCGUGCGGGACCCACGUGCGAUCGCCUCUCACUAUUUGCUCUCCGCCAAUGGGUUUUGGUUCGAUGUAUUUGUUGUAUUGCCCAUUCCUCAGGCUACGUAUUGGCUUCUAGUUCCGAUGCUAUUAAGGGAAAAUAGAAUUGAGGAGUUGACAAUAAUUCUUCAGCUAACGUUCCUAGUCCAGUUCCUUCCCAAGGUCUAUCAUUGCUAUUGUCUAAUGCGAGGAAUGCGCAAAGUUACAGGAUACAUCUUCGGCAGCAUUUGGUGGGGCUUUUGUCUUAAUCUCAUAGCAUACUUCCUCGCAUCUAAUGCAUCAGGAGGAUACUGGUAUAUCCUAGCUGUCCGACGGAUAGCAUCGUGCCUCACUCAAAACUGUGACACAAGAAGCUGUAAUCUCCCACUAUCUUGCUCGAUGGAAGCUUGUCGUCCUACAUCCACAAAUCCUCAUGGUAACAAUUCACUUAUAGUUGCUAAAACUCAAAUGUGCUUGGAUAGCCUUGGACCUUUUCCCUAUGGGAUUUAUCAGUUCGCCCUUCCUCUCAUGUCGACCGAUUCUUUCACUGCUAAAAUUCUCUAUUCGAACCUUUGGGGCCUAAUGGCUCUCAGCACUAUGGGGAACAAUCUUGAACCGACAAGCCAAUGUCUAGAAGUGUUGUUUUCCAUAUGCAUGGUGCUAGCUGGUUUGCUGCUAUUCACACUGUUGAUUGGAAAUAUUCAGGUUUUUCUGCAUGCUGUCAUGAUGAGGAGGAGGAAAAUGCAACUACGGUAUCGCGACAUGGAGUGGUGGAUGAAGCACAGACAAUUACCGUCUCAGCUCAGACGAAGAGUAAGGAAAUAUGAACACCAAAUAUGGGAGAUGAUGGGAGGACAAGAUGAGAUGGAAUUGAUCAAGGAUUUGCCGUCAGGCCUCAGACGAGAGAUUAAGCGCUAUAUUUGCUUAGAUCUGAUAAAAAAGGUGCCACUGUUCCACAACUUAGACGAUCUUGUCCUCGACAACAUUUGUGAUCGAGUCAAGCCUCUAUUGUACUCAAAAGAUGAAAAGAUCAUCAGAGAAGGAGAUCCAGUGCAGCGGAUGGUUUUCAUUGUCUGCGGACGAGUCAGCAGGAGUCAAGGUCUCAUAAGAGGAAAAGUGGCCACAAGCAUACUAGAAGCUGGAAGCUUUCUCGGAGAUGAAUUGAUCUCAUGGUGCCUUCGCCGGCCGUUUCUUGACCGCCUUCCGGCAUCAUCAGCAACAUUCACCUGUACUCAACCAGCAGAAGCGUUUGCUCUUGAGGCAGAUGAUUUGCGAUACAUAACAGAUAACUUCCGUUACCAUUUUGCAAACGAGGGCCUGAAGUGGACGGCAAGGUACUACUCGUCCAAUUGGAGGACGUGGGCUGCUGUCAAUAUACAAUUGGCCUGGCGGCAUUACGCGAGGAGGACAAGGAGUGGCGUGGUUGAUCGUGUAUCAGAGAAUGGUGGUGGGGAUAGUGAUCGUCGGCUCAGGAAGUAUGCUGCCAUGUUCUUGUCUCUUAGGCCUCAUGAUCAUCUUGAAUGAAAUCUAAGUUCUCAAUUAGUUUUUCUUUUUUAGUGAUUCAGUAAAGUCCCAUCUUUCGUUGAAAAAUAUUAUUGCGUCUUUUAUUUCAUUCAAUAUAUACAUGUCAUGGUCAAGUGUAAUCUCUCUAACACUUUAUAUGUAGCUGUAAGAAUCUGGAGAUUUGAGAAAGUAAUCAUUACAUAAUAAAGAUCACAUUGUUGUUUAUGAAUUUGAAUCAUCUUGGGCGAAGUUGAGAAAUCGGCGUUGAUCCUAA
Molecule: messenger RNA, 2398 nt
Organism: Sesamum indicum (sesame)
Lineage: Eukaryota; Viridiplantae; Streptophyta; Magnoliopsida; Lamiales; Pedaliaceae
Product: cyclic nucleotide-gated ion channel 2
Source: RefSeq, a predicted model, not a curated record